AUGUCGAAUUCAAAGAUGAAGUAUGACCUUCCGAUCCCUGAAGACUUGAUUUCCGAUCACAUCCUUCCCCGACUUCCGGUAAGGUCCCUAAUUCGAUUCAAAUCCGUUUGCAAAAGUUGGUUACGUGUAAUUUCUAGCCCAUCCUUUGUGAAAUCCCAUCUACUUCAGUCUUUAUCAUCGCGUACUUGUUUCUUUGUAAGAGGCCUUCCGAUUUCAAAAGAUAUUCCGAUUAGGACUGCGCCGACGUAUUGCUACCUAUAUUAUUCAAAAAAUAAUGAAAAUAAGUUAGUUCCAUUGGAUGUUCAAAGGGAAUUUCAAUUGGAUCUUGAAUAUGGUCGUAAAAGUGUCGUAGGAUCUUGUAAUGGGUUGAUAUGCUUCUAUGGUGAUGGUGGUACGUCGGUUAAGGGUAAGUUUAUCUUGUGGAACCCAGCUACCAAAUCAAGUCGCUUUAUUGAAACUCCUUGUGUGGAACACAUAGCUAAGUAUGGUUUUGGUUAUGCUUCUGAUAUUGAUGAUUAUUUGAUAUUCGCGUCAUUUCAAUCUGUUUAUAUGAAGCCAAUUGAAUCACAAAUCCAGGCUUGGGUGUUCAAGGUUAGUGGUGGUGAAUGGAACCCUGUCAAUGAUUUGCCAACGGAUAUUGGUUUUUAUCCCACGGGUGUAACUAAUGCUAUUUACAGUGGUGAUCAUCUUUAUUGGAUUGAUGGGGACUGGAAGGAUAGUCGCCUUCUGAGUUUUUGUUUGUCUGAUUAUAAAUUUAAAGAUGUGAAAUUCCCGGUGGGUAACCAUCUUAGGUUCAAGCUGCAUGUGAGUGAAGGGUCUCUAACUUUGUUGUCUGACAGUGAUCGUAGUCCCUCUAAAGAUCUAUGGAGGUUGGUGCAACAUCCAUCCGUUGAAUGCAAUUCUUGGGUAUGUAUUAUGACAAUCACUCGGUUGUUCCCACGUAUUCUAGCGUUCUCACCAACUGGGAAAUGCCUGGUGCAAGAUUAUGAAGAGACGCUAAAGGUGCUUGACUAUGUUUCUGCCGAGCAUAGACAAGUUGAAGGUGUGUAUUUUGACGAUUAUCCGAUUCACGCGGAGAGUCAUAUUGAAAGCCUUGUCUCUCCUUUUGACCGCCUCAAUGUUUAG
Molecule: messenger RNA, 1125 nt
Organism: Spinacia oleracea (spinach)
Lineage: Eukaryota; Viridiplantae; Streptophyta; Magnoliopsida; Caryophyllales; Amaranthaceae
Product: F-box/kelch-repeat protein At3g23880-like
Exons: 1
Coding region: 1-1125 (374 amino acids)
Molecular function (GO): protein binding
Source: RefSeq, a predicted model, not a curated record